Chlamydomonas reinhardtii is the source of this 2472-nucleotide messenger RNA. RefSeq lists its product as uncharacterized. The transcript has 12 exons. NCBI's taxonomy places the organism in Eukaryota, Viridiplantae, Chlorophyta, Chlorophyceae, Chlamydomonadales, Chlamydomonadaceae. The record is from RefSeq and is a predicted model, not a curated record. Bases 36 to 1727 code for a protein of 563 amino acids.
ACUAUACUAGCUACCUGUGAACGUCGUUCAUAUUGAUGUCGGGCCCAAAGAACCCAACUUCGGAAGCUCCCACUGAUGCGGAGCCGCAGCACCCUCUGGGCGAGCCGCAAAUCGGCUUCAACGAUGUCUUUAGCCUCCGAAAGCCUCGUGAUGCAGGAGCCGGGUUGGCCUCGGGUCUCAAGUCCAUCGCAAAGGGCAUCCUGGGCGGAGCUGCUGGUCUCGUGGCAGCCCCCAUCGUUGGCGCCAGCCAAGGCGGCGUGACUGGAUUUGCUAAAGGACUAGCGUCAGGCGUCGUUGGCGCGGUGGUGCUCCCCGUCACAGGUGUGGGUGUGGGCGCUGUGCAGCUGGUGCGCGGCGUCAUCAACACGCCCGAGGCGGUGAUGCAGUCCUCCCAGGGCAAGCUGUGGGAUGAGUCUCGACGGGAAUGGGUCGAAAAGGACGCGAUUGUGAGCCUGGAGCCGCCUGGGACGGAGAAGGAUGCGGGCGGCUACCGGCGGCCUCAAAGUGGAGACGACUACUACGCCAUCCUCGGGGUGGAGCACAACGCGACGCCGGACCAGAUCAAGAAGCAGUAUUACAUCCUGGCUCGCAAGUUCCAUCCUGAUAAGAAUCCUAACGACGAAACGGCUCACGAGAAGUUUCAGAAGCUGGGCGAGGCGUACCAGGUGCUGGGCAACGAGGAGCUGCGCGCUCGCUACGACUCGCACGGCGCUGCGGGCCUGGACGUGAACUUCAUGGAGGGCGGCGCCUUCUUCAACAUGCUGUUCGGCAGCGACCAGUUCGAGCACCUGGUGGGCGAGCUCUUCAUCGCCUGCGCCGCCAGGAGCGGUGGGCAGGUGGCCAGCGCGGAGAUGGCUCGCGAGCAGGGCCUGCGCGUGUCUAAGCUGUGCGUCAACCUGAAGACCCUCCUCAAGCGCUACGUGGAGGGCGACGAGGAGGGCUUUGUGAUCUCCAUGCGCGCGGAGGCGGACCGGCUGGUGAAGGCCUCAUUCGGCGAGACCAUGCUGCACACCGUGGGCAAGGUGUACGACAUGCACGCCGACAUCGCUACGGGCGGCUUCUUCGGCGGCAUGGCGGCCAAGUGGCGCUCGCAGCACGAGAACAUGAGGUCCCAGUACCAGGCCGCCAGCGCCGCCAUCAAGGUGUACGCGGCGCAGCAGAAGCUGGAGGCCUGGCAGAAGGAGCAGGACCGCAAGCAGGCGGUGGCGGCCGCGUCCGCAGCCAAGGAGGGCGCCGCGGGGGAAGCCAGCAAAGACGGCGCAGCGGGCAGCGCUGCCGAGCCCAAAGCCGAGGCUGGCGGCGCCACCCGCGCGGCCGCGCCCGAUGCGGCGGCUGCCAAGGCGGAGGGCGGCGCGGGGCCGUCGGCCGGCAAGGGCCCGUCCAUUGAGGAGCUGAUGGAGCGGCAGCGGCUGGAGGAGGCCACACUGCCGCUGAUGCUGGAGGCCAUGUGGGCGGCCAACGUGCUGGACAUCCAGAACACGCUGAAGAAGGUCUGCAAGUUUGUGCUGAACGAGGAGGGCGUCAAGAAGGAGGAGCUGACUGCCCGCGCCAACGCACUGAAGGUCCUGGGCGGCAUCUUCAUGGAAGCCAAGGCGCCCGAGUCCGCCAACCAGCGGGACGCCAAGCGGCAGAUGGAGGAGGCCAUGAUCCGGGUGGUGGAGAAGCGCGCGCAGGCGGAGGAGGACGAGAGCGGCAGCGAGCAGGCCGCCGGUGCCGGCCGCAGCUGAGGUGGAGGGAUGCUGCCGCGGAGUGCGCCCUACGGCGCGGUCGGGGAGGACGCAGAGGAGGUGGUCUUGGUCUGAUUAUUUGAAAGGGAUGAUAGUUCAGGGAGUGUGAGCCACCCGUGGCUCUGCGGGUAGGCCGGUCUGUAAUGGUAUGGCAGAAUGGGCAGAUUUGCGGUGAUGUGGAUGGUACCGAGCCGAAUGGACCGAAUGGACCCCGAGUGACUUUUCUUUGCUGGGGCGUUGCUGGAAUAGCCCAACACAUCUUCAUACGGUAGUCGAUGAAUACUGUGAUUAGGAUUUGCAAUCUGUAGUAGCGAGUGAAUGUUAUCAGGCUGUGCGUCAGCCACCGGACAUGCAUAUGUGCGGAGUCGUGUGUGGCAUGCAACGCACAGCACAAACUCUUGUAUUCUGUGCAGAUGUGCGAAGGACUGAGUAGGAGUGCGCUGCUGCUGCUGUGAAGAAGAGUACGCGGAGGCGGAGUGCAGGAUUCACUCGUUCAGCAAGUGAUGAGAAUGUGACGAAGGUUUUUGGGUGGACGCACGUGCCCUCAAGACAUGACCAUAGAUAAUGCUGGUGGAGUUAUGGAGGACACGGACAGACGAUGUCAAUGAGUGAGAUACCGGGGACCUCUUACUCUCUGAGCGAUAGGAAUGCAGGCUGUACAAGCCGCUACUCUGGCACUGGCUUCUCUAUGGGCUCCCCUGGCCUAUGGGCUACCCGAUUCCCCUAUCGUGAAUUGUCAGUGACG